AUGAGUCCCGAUUCUCUUCACAAGAUUCUUUCAUCUCUCACGCUUGAGGAAAAGAUCCGUUUUCUUUCAGGUGUUGACUGGUGGCGCACCCCAGUCAUACAAAGGGACGGGGUCUUUGUACCUCAUAUCAAGUUUACUGAUGGGCCCAAUGGUGCCCGAGGAGAGAGCUAUGUGUCUGGCAUCAAGGCUGCAUGCUUCCCAUGCGGGACAUGUCUCGGCUCGACAUUCGACACGUCGAUCCUGGAGAGAAUCGGCACCGCGAUAGCAAAAGAAGCAGAGACAAAGUCUGCAAAUGUCCUCUUGGGACCAACCCUCAAUGUCAUCCGCUCACCGCUGGGAGGCCGAAACUACGAGACCUAUAGCGAGGAUCCUCUCGUUCUGGGCCAUCUGGCAGCUGCCUAUGUCCGUGGAUGCCAGUCGACGGGCCGUGUCGCGGCAACUCCAAAGCACUUUGUGGCGAAUGACGCCGAGAAUCAACGGACGACACUAAGUGUCGAAGUUGAGGAGCAGGUGUUGAGAGAGAUUUACCUGAAGCCAUUCCAGCUUGUGUUAAAACUCUCAGACCCCUGGUGCAUCAUGUCAAGCUACAACCGGGUUCGGGGAACCUAUGUCGCUAACAGUGACGAGCUCAUCAACGGCACUUUGAGAGAAGAAUGGGGCUUCCAAGGGCCCGUCAUCUCAGACUGGAUGGGGACUUACUCCGUUGCACCUGGUAUAAAUGCUGGUGUCGACAUUGAGAUGCCCGGUCCACCGAAAUGGCGUACCCCAGACGCGGUGUUGAAGCUCGUUCAGCAGGGAACCAUUUCUGAAGAGGUUAUCAACAAGAGCGUUUUACGCAUUCUCAAGUUGGCGUAUCGGCUUGGUCGGUUCGAGAACCCCGAGGAACCUCCUGAACGCGCGGUAGAAGACCAGGCUCGCGAUAAUCUCAUCAAGGAAGCUGCGGCAGAUGGAAUCGUCUUGCUCAAGAACGCUGGAGACAUCUUACCCAUACCCCAGAGCUCGACUGUCGCAUUGAUCGGUCAGCAUGCGAGCUCUGUUGUCCUAGGAGGCGGAGGAAGUGCCCGAGUCGAUGCCUUGCAUGCGGUUACUCCAAUCGAAGGAUUUAAAAGACUGGGCUACGACACCAGGACGGCAGUCGGGGUGCCUGUCUUUGGAGCUGUUCCGCAUGCUGACCCCAGAUUUAUCUUUCCUACCGAUCAGCCGCAACAAUCGGAACUUCCUGUUCGGCUGGAGUGGUUCAACGGCUCUGUGAUUGGCGAGAAUCUCGUUCACGAAGAGUUCCGCCCUCAAGCCGAGUACAUGAUCAAGGAACAGUGGCCAGAAUACCUUGACAAGGUCAAAUACUGUACACGAAUCACAUUCGAUCUGGUGGCACCUUCAACAGGCAACGCAAUCUUGUCGGUCAUCAGCACAGGACGGGCGAGAUGCUACAUCAACGACCAGCUGGUCUUUGAAAGACCACAAGAGACCAAACUGCGACCUGAGUCUUUCUACUUCUUCAAGAAGCAGUUGGAGAGACGUUUCACCCAUCAUGUGGAAGAGGGUCGCCGUUACAAUAUCAGGCUCGAGUCUUGGGCUUGCGACCCUGAUAUCUUGGCUGGACCGCCUUUGUUUGGAAAGAUGUUUCAAGGAAGCUCCAUUCGCUUCCAUGAAGAGAUCAACUUGCAAGCCUCAUUGAAUGAUGCCAAGAAGGUGGCCUCAGAAACCGAGUAUGCCAUUGUCUGCGUGGGAACGACCAACGAGAUUGAGUCGGAGGGCUUCGACCGGGACACAAUGGACCUCACGCCAGAACAAUACGACUUGAUCAAGGCAGUUGCCUCUUCAAACCCCAAGACGGUGGUUGUAAACUUUUCAGGCGCACCUGUUGGUCUCUCGCAGAUUGUCGAUGUUGUUCCUGGCAUUGUCCAGGCUUGGUUCCCUGGACAAGAAGCAGGGCUGUCAGUUGCAGCCGUUCUCUCUGGGGAGGUGAAUCCUAGUGGUAGACUGCCACUGACAUGGCCACGCAAGUUGGAGGAUAACCCAUCGUUUGGAAAUUUCCCCGCCGGCCCUGAUGACAUUCUUCGAUAUGAAGAAGGGCUUGAUGUGGGCUAUCGGUGGUAUGAUCAAGAGAGCAAGCCUGAGCCUUUGUACCCGUUCGGCUUCGGACUUUCCUACACACGCUUUGAGGUUGUCGACGCUGAGAUCCAAGAUGGAAGAGAGAUGUUGGAUCUUGAACAGGAGGUCGUGGUUAGGGCUAGAGUCUCAAACGUCGGCCCUCGACGAGGCAAGACCGUAGUCCAGUUUUACGUGUCUGCACCUCACGAUAGUUCAAUCCCUGGACUUGUACGGCCUGUGAAGGAGCUACAAGCAUUUGAAAAGGUUGAGAUUGAGCCAGGGGAGACGCAAAUUGUCGAGGCGCGCCUGGACAAAUAUAGUGUGAGCGUCUAUGAUUCGGCGGCAGGGAGAUGGCACGUGGAGAAGGGGGUGUAUACGGUCUACAUCGGCUUAUCGAGCGAUCAAGCACAUACUGAAGUGUUAUUCUCAGUACCAGACACCUUUACCUGGACAGGUCUGUAG
This is a messenger RNA of Fusarium keratoplasticum, 2556 nucleotides long. RefSeq names its product Beta-glucosidase. Gene Ontology annotation, molecular function: beta-glucosidase activity. The record is from RefSeq and is a predicted model, not a curated record. The transcript has 3 exons. Bases 1 to 2556 code for a protein of 851 amino acids. Gene Ontology annotation, biological process: glucan catabolic process. NCBI's taxonomy places the organism in Eukaryota, Fungi, Ascomycota, Sordariomycetes, Hypocreales, Nectriaceae.